AGGCAUGCGAGGAGCAUUGGCGUCACCAUAUCAUGACGAGGUCCGCCAGCUCGCUUCGCCGGAAGCUCAGCCGCGCCCAGCAGUCGCUCCAGCAUCAGAUCCAGUUGCCGGCGCAGCGUGGACGUGCGCUGCUGCAGGAAGCUGCCCUGCCAGGCUCCAAGGACCUGGCAGAAUUGACCUGCCUGCUCCUCCUCUGCGCCAAGCUCCGUCGCCGCAUUCUGUCUCCGCGCCAGGAUUGUCAAACCCAUAAAUACCACAAGCACCAGCAGCAGCAACAUGGGCGUGAUCGGUCGUCGUCAGAUGAUGCAGACAGGAGUGACUUUGAUCCAGACGAAGGGCCACCGGCGUACGAUGAAGUAGAAGAGGCGCCGCGACCACACUCGUCGAUCGAUCACCAGGGCCCACUGUCCGUCUCGCGACGCAAGGACCACAUCUGGCACGCCUACCUCUAUCAAGCCGUGAUCCGCCUUCAGCUCUUUGUACACCGCGUCGUUCCCGAGGCGACGAAACGUGCUGUCGCCGAUGUGCCGGCGCCGGCGCCUGACGACAAGGACACCAGCUCAGCGCGGGAGCUGCCUGCUUCGUACCUCCCUCCAUUGGAUGUCUGCAUCGCUUGGGCUGCUACGAUCGGACAGGUGGCCUGGUCAUUGGAACCAGGAGAGAGCCUCUCGAACGGUCCCCGCAUGAAUGUGCUGGACGACUGGGUCUUUCCUUUGAGUCUUGUCGCAACACAUUUCGAUACCACAACUUGCCGGCUGCGUGAUGGGACAGACAUUGAGGAGGGACUGGUGGCGGAGUCGAACUGGGAACGCUUGACUGGCACUCCUUUUUACGCCACAGAUGCAGUCUCUACCGCCUCUGCCUUUUCUACCUGCUCGUCAUCGCUACCAGCAUCCGUGUUUCACUCUGAUGACCGACUGCCAAAAGCCCUUAUCAUCGCCUGUCCGCAACCAGGAUGAUCCUUUCAGGCGCCCAUCGACAUCGUCUCGCCCUCGAUUCAGGACGUGGCAGUGGCGUCGCUCAGGCGGUCGCAGAGAGGCUUCGCCCAACCUGGCUGGCGAAGAGGGUGCAAGCAGUGCGGCACUUCUACGUUGGUCGAAUUGGACACUCUUGCUGGCGCCCAGCUAAUCAAUGACCUCGAGACAUGGUGUCAAGAUGAGACAUUCGUCUUCUGUGGCCUCGAACAUGACGUCGAGUCUGGCAUUCCGCUGCCUCGCUGCUAUUCCCAUGCCCUGGCUGCCCACCUUCUCACUCCCCUCUUCGGCAAAGCCAUGUCGCCUCGGCGUCGCACAGCCAACGAAGCUUACGUGAAGGAGGCACUCUCCCUCGGGGACUCGA
Acaromyces ingoldii is the source of this 1338-nucleotide messenger RNA. RefSeq lists its product as hypothetical. The coding region runs from base 33 to 959 and encodes 308 amino acids. Lineage: Eukaryota; Fungi; Basidiomycota; Exobasidiomycetes; Exobasidiales; Cryptobasidiaceae. The transcript has 2 exons. The record is from RefSeq and is a predicted model, not a curated record.